This is a messenger RNA of Elgaria multicarinata webbii, 2976 nucleotides long. It is a transcript of the gene SH3BP5, whose product is annotated as SH3 domain binding protein 5. Gene Ontology annotation, molecular function: protein kinase inhibitor activity. NCBI's taxonomy places the organism in Eukaryota, Metazoa, Chordata, Lepidosauria, Squamata, Anguidae. Gene Ontology annotation, cellular component: cytoplasm. The transcript has 9 exons. The coding region runs from base 229 to 1509 and encodes 426 amino acids. The record is from RefSeq and is a predicted model, not a curated record. Gene Ontology annotation, biological process: negative regulation of protein tyrosine kinase activity; intracellular signal transduction.
CACAGCCUCGCGGCGCGGAUCCGCUAAAGGCACAGCCGUCGCCGCCGCCGCCGCGAAAGGCAACGCGUGCCUCUCCCAGUGGCACCCCGGACACCUGCAAGGAGCGGAGCGGGGGAACCAACAAGCAGCCGGGAGGCGGAUCAGGCCAAGCUCAAAAAGAGGCGAUCCGGUGCCAGAUUUCCCCCCAUCUCCGCUACAGCUUUCCUUUCUAGACCCCACACAGCCAAUAUGGAUCCUGGCAUGAGGAGGAACAAGGCUGAGGACAGAGAGCAGCAACAGCAGGAGGAGGAGGAGGAAGAAGUGGAUCCCAGGAUUCAGGGGGAGCUCGAAAAGUUGAAUCAAUCCACAGAUGCUAUUAAUCGGAGAGAAACCGAGCUUGAGGAUGCACGCCAGAAAUUCCGUUCUGUUCUGGUUGAAGCUACAAUAAAACUAGAUGAACUAGUGAAGAAGAUCGGGAAGGCAGUAGAAGACUCGAAACCUUACUGGGAAGCGCGGAGGGUUGCCAGGCAGGCACAGUUGGAAGCUCAGAAGGCAACACAGGAUUUCCAGAGAGCUACUGAGGUACUACGGGCUGCCAAGGAGACCAUUUCCCUUGCAGAACAGAGGCUGCUAGAAGAUGACAAGCGUCAAUUUGAUUCUGCCUGGCAAGAGAUGCUCAACCAUGCCACUCAAAGGGUCAUGGAGGCAGAACAGACAAAAACCAGAAGUGAGCUGGUGCACAAGGAGACAGCAGCCAAAUACAAUGCUGCCAUGGGCAGAAUGAAACAGUUGGAGAAGAAGUUGAAAAGGGCCAUAAAUAAAUCCAAGCCUUACUUUGAACUCAAGGCAAAAUAUUACGUACAAUUAGAGCAAUUGAAGAAGACGGUCGAUGAUCUGCAAGCAAAACUGUCAUUGGCAAAGGGUGAAUACAAAACCGCUUUGAAGAACUUGGAGAUGAUCUCAGACGAGAUCCACGAGAGGAGGCGAGCCUCCUCCAUGGGGCCCAGAGGAUGUGGUGUGGGCGCUGAAGGCAACAACACUUCAGCAGAAGACCUUUCAGUGUGCAAAUUGGACUCGGAUAAUAUCUCCAUGGCUUCUGAAGUCUUUGAGGAUGACAACUGCAGCAGCUUUGUGUCGGAAGAAGAUUCUGAAACCCAGUCUGUAUCUAGCUUCAGUUCUGGUCCAACAAGCCCUUUGGAUAUGCCAGCUCAGUUUCUUCCUGUGGUGAGGCCUAGAAGCCUGGAUCUGUCCAGCCCCAUCUCAUUGUCUGAAUUUGGCGUAUUUCCUCUGUUAGGACCUCGCAGUGAAUGCAGUGGUGCUUCCUCUCCUGAAUGUGAAAUUGAAAGGGGAGAUCGGGCAGAAGGAGCAGAGAACAAGACACUCGAUAAGGUAAACAAGAACCGGAGCAGCAGCAGCCAUAACUCUUCCAAUGGCCCAACGUUGGAUAAUAGGAUGAAGCGUCUCUCCCUACAGUGCCCAAAAGUCAAAGAUGGGAUUUGCGCAGACAGAAAAAUAGUACAGAUCGGCUGACGAUAAUAUGUCAUCCUGGAGCAAACAAGGAAUCUAAAUUAUUUAUACACAAACGUCUUCUAAAUGUCGGAAGAACCUUGUGCCAAUAACUAAUAUAUGCCAAAUCUUCAAACAUUUACUCUUUAAAACUGCACUAAGAGUUACAUCAGUGUUGAGGGCUGAAGUGUGUGCGCGCGCGUGUGUGUGUAGAUUUUAAAUAAAAGUGAAAUCUUUGUCGCGACAGAAGCCAGUCUCAAACAUCAGCUGUGCCUGUUGUACUUCACAGCCUUUGUAGGAUGUUUCGUAGCAGUUUGGCAGAAGCAAUAACUAGCGCCGUCCCCUCUACGGAGUUCUGGGCCACUUGGGUGCCGAAGCCAAAUGUUUGGGAAGAGCAGCCGGCAUCCAUUUUGUGAACUGAACUGCGGCUUAGACACGGCAGAAUUCCAAGGUGCUGAUGGCCUCGCCUUUUAAAUACCUUGUACUUUAAAUGUCUGUGUUAUAUUUUGGAUUAUAAAAGGACACUGUUGCAUGGAAUUGAGCCUAGAAACUUUCACUCUUCCUGUAGAGCUCAUAUGUGAUGAGAAAUUAUACCUCGGAAGUAACAUAAAUGUGUUAAUAUUUAUACACAUGCCCCUUCUAGCUUUCUAUGAUUUGGAGUUUUGGGGAGGGUGAGUUUCACCUCUUAUGAAUCCAGUGACCAAAAUCAAAUGUCCAUUGGGAUCUUAUGACACUUUGCCCAGUGCUUCAGAGUGCUUUGGUUGUAUCGAAUAGGCAUGGAUAGGGAAAUUAUUAUAUUUACACCUUGGUCUAACAAGAAUAAAGGGGGGGAGGUAUGCAUGAACAGAUGGCUUGUCUGUUGGUUAAGGUUGAAGGGGUGAGUACUUUUUAAUAUCUCCAUAGGUUGUCAUGUGUAGCGUUUUUAGAGUAAUUAAAGGGACUUAUAAACUUAGCAUCCCUUUGACAAAAGGCUGAGUGAGAUUGGAAAGGGAAUUCGAAGCAUGCUUGAGUAACAGCUGUUAGGGAGUAGAGGUGUCUGGUAGUUAUGCUAAUAAGAAAUAGUUAAAAUCAUAGGACUUUUGUUUUCUUAGCUAGCAUUUAUAAAAUUGGCAUAAGCCAUCUCUAAUAAACAUAUUUAUUUUCUGGGUGUUUAGCAAUGACCCCUCUCCGCAAAUUUUCUGUUCCUUCGCUUAGUUUUAUUGUAUUUUAUUCCUACUAUGUAGCUUGUAUAUCUAUUCCAAAAACAAAUGUAAAAGAAGCCUACACACACUACAGUAAACUUCUCCUUUACGCUUUCAAAAUUUCAUUUUCAUGUGCAGUAUGGUUAUACUGAAAGUGUUUAAAAUGCUUUUAGAAAAGUCCUUUACAAAUUUGUUCCCCCGAAUAUACAUCAGCCUUCCAUUUGUGCGUUUGGUUAUGCUUCACAGCUGAGGAAAUGGACUUUGCGAGUGCCAAAUGGAAUGGGAAUAAAUAAAGUGAAAACUAGAGGUU